UACUCCAAAAUGGCCGACGGAUUGGCAAGAGUCCUUGCUAAAUCAGAAUUUGAUUCUGAAGCAUUUGUUGCCAGAAUCGCAGCAAAUGGAGAGAACGAGCUACUUGAUAUGAAACACAAGGUUCAGAUGCUAAAUGAUGAAACAGCACAAUCAUUAAAGAAAAAUGUAUAUAAAAACUAUUCUCAGUUUAUUGAAACAGCGAAAGAAAUAUCGAUUUUGGAAGGAGAAAUGUAUCAGCUAAGUCAUAUGUUAUCAGAUCAGAAAGCUUUAAUGUCCACCAUGAUGGAGAUGUCAUUGGUCAGUGAUAAAGCCGUAGUUGAAGGACCUAAGGAAGAAAUCGAAGAAAAUGAAACAAAUCCCGAAGAAGAAACCCGAAAAAACUUAGCUUUCUUACUUGAUAAAGUAGAAGGUUGUUCUAGUGUUGCUGAAGUACCUGGUAGACAACUAGUACAUAAUGGUGAUUUAGUAGAACUUGAUGCUGAAACACUAACACAGGUUCAAAGAGUUCAUGCAUUCCUUUUAAAUGAUAGCCUAAUGAUUGCCACCUGGGUUCCUAACAGAAGAGGACCAGUAAGGUAUAGAUUUCAAGGUUUAUAUGAAUUAGAUAGUUUAGCUGUUGUUAACGUGAGAGAUGUUGGACCAGUUAAAAAUGCGUUUAAGAUACUUAUGUUUCCUGAAACUAGAAUGUAUCAGACAGACAAUACUAAAUCAAAGAGGCAGUGGCUAGAUAUUUUAGAUGAUACUAAAAAAAAGAAAGCAUCCAAAGAUAAACAGAAGAAAGAAGCUGCGGCAGCAGAAAUUGCUCUAGCUGCUAGUACAAAGAAAGAAACAGAAUCUUCUAAUCAAUUUGCCAUCAUUGAAUCAUCAGUUGUGUAUGAUGAAUCUGUUACUAAUGUAACAAGAGCUUUUGAAGAUGAUGAAGAUGGUGAAUUUACUGAUUCAGAUUUUCUGAAUGCUGAUUGGUUACAAGAACUACCAGAAGAUUUAGAUAUGUGUAUAGCACAGAGAGAUUUUGAAGGUGCUGUUGAUUUAGUAGGGAAAGUGAAUGCAUUUCUAAAAGACCGACCUAAAACUCCAGGAGUUAUAGAAUUCAGAGCUAGAAUAGAUCAUCGUAUUAAGUUAUUAACAGAAGGAUUAAUGGGAGAGUUACAAGUUUCACCUGAAAGAUCUUUACGUGGUGGACCAAGGGCUGCUAGACGAGCCGUUACACAAUUAAUUAGACUUGGUAAAUCAUCACAGGCAUGUGAACUGUUUUUAAAAAAUCGAACAGCCUUAAUCAAAUAUAAUAUCCGACAAUUAAAAUUUGAAGGAGCCACAACAUUAUAUGUAAGAUGCCUGUGUGGAGUUUUCUUUACAAGUUUAGCAGAUACAGCAAAAGAAUUUCUAAAAGCUUUCCCUGAUCAUAAUGGCUGUUUCUCAGCAUUUGUUGUAUGGUCUAAACAUGAAUUAAAGGCGUUUAUUGGUACUUUCUGUCGUCAAGUAUUUGAGAGUAAAUCCAGUUUAACAACUAUAGCAGAUUGUGUUAUAUUAGCUAAAAUACACUGUGAAGAGUUAAAGAGCAUAGGGUUAGAUUUAAGUUUUUCUCUUAUGUGUAUGUUAGAACCACCAUUACAUCAAGUUGUAGAAGAAACUAGAGAUCAGUUAAUAGAGGGUGCUAAAUACAGAGCUUCUGAUGAUCUAUGGAGACCAAUGAAUCAUUUAAAUAAAAAAGACUGUGAUAAAUUUGUAAGUGAAAUGGCAACAAGUGGUUUAGAUGCUGUUAAAGAUUAUGUUUAUGAUGAAUGUUUUGUUAAUUUGACCAUGAAUACUACUCAGUUUAGUAAAAGUUUACUGAUAUUUGCGGACGAUUUGGUGAAACUUUUUACUGUAGAAUGGGAAGAGUUUAUAGCUAAUUGUUUAGCAGCUGUGUUUAAAGCUCAGAUAUCUCAUAUAGAAUCUUCUCUUCAAUCUUCUAAAUUUCAACAAGAUAAAAAGUUUAUACUAAAGAAUGCCCAGUUUAUUUUAGAACAAGUUGUAAGCUGUGUAGAAAAAUUAUAUAAAGAAUUUGACAGGAAAUUUCCUCAACAAUUACAAAAUAUAAAUGCUGACUAUAGAAGACUAAAGAAAUUGGAAUAAUUUUAUGUUAUUUCAUUACUGAGUGCAAUGUUAUGUAUAAUAAUAAACAUAUAUUAUUUUAUAUAUAAUAUAUAAUUAAAUUGAGGCUAAGGUAGUUGGGCAGUUAGGGCACUACACUCCUGAAUAGAAUGUCCUGUGGUCAAAUCAAAUCCCAGUGUGGAUCGAGGAACACCUUCAGGAUUUUUUAAGCCCAGCCUUGACAGACAUGGUCAUGGUGGUUGAAAGACCAAACAACGAUGUGUGCCUAGUUAUUUGGAUGAAACCAAAAACGAGCCGUGUACAUUUUGGCUGAAUGUAACAGAACUUUUAUCUAUUGGACAUGAAAGAAGAGUUGGCCGAAAUGCCACUUUACGAUCAAACUUCUCGUGUUUCACAUUGUACAUGUAAAUAUGGAAAUAAAAAUUAUCGUAUGUUUGUCUAAAAUUGACCAAAUUAUUGUAUUGACAAGACAUUAAAUCACUUUCUAUUCCAUUAUAAUUAAGAUGAUAUAUAGGUGCUUAUUGUAGUAAUAUCCAUACAGUAAAGUUCUACAGAAAAAUUCACAGCCUUACUUUGCAUUCCAGCAAUAAAUGCUAGCAAGAUAUUUAUGUGAGGAUAUCAGUAUGCUUAAUUUCAUUGUUAUACACCCACAUUGAAAUGUGGUUGUAUAUUGUCGUCGUCCCUGUCCGUCAUCCACAAUUGCUUGUAGACUCUCUAGAGGCUAAAGUUCAUAUCCGAUUAUACACAGUGUUUAAGGUCAUGAGACGAUGAACCCUAUUGAUUUUCAGUGAUUUCCAUUAAUUACUGCCAGAGUUAUGGCCCUUGAUCACUUUGAAAAAUCUUGUGAAUGCUCUAGAAGCUAAAGUUAAUAUCCGAUUGACUUUAAAUUUAUACACAGUGUUUAAGGUCGUGAGACGUCUAUUGAUUUUCAAUGAUUUCAGAUAAUUACCGGUACUACCAGAGUUAUGGCCUUUGAUUUAUACACAGCAUUUAAGGUCAUGAGACGAAGAAGCCUAUUGAUUAAUUACUACCAGAGUUAUGGCCCUUGAUCACUUUUGAAAUAUCUUGUGAAUGCUCUAGAGACUAAAGUUAUCAUCUUGAUAAACAGAGUUUAAGGUCUUGAGGACAAGGAUAUUGGUUUUCAAUGAAUUUUGAAAACUUGAACAGCUAAAUCCAUGAUAUUAAAUGUUUCGUAUACCAAACCUUAGCAUGGGGCAGAACUAAAAGCCAAACAAUUACUAAUGAUUUUCGAAUGAUUACUUAAUGAAUUGUUACUCUUAAUCAGAUUUUAUUGUGGGCGUAUGUUUCGUCGCCUGGCAACCUAUCUUUUAAGAUGAGGAUACUUGAUAAGCAUAAUAAAAUAAUAUGAUGACUAAACCAGACAUAUUUUUGUUGGUGAUAACAAAAUGAGUAGGAGAGAUGAAAAUAUGUGUUGACUUCAUCUAUAUAACAAGUGUUUAUUAUAUGAAAAUAUUUAACACUGAAUAUACAUGUAUACUAUUUAUUGAAUAAAAUAACAUCUAUAUACACUAUUAAA
This is a messenger RNA of Patella vulgata (common limpet), 3631 nucleotides long. Its product is annotated as exocyst complex component 8. NCBI's taxonomy places the organism in Eukaryota, Metazoa, Mollusca, Gastropoda, Patellidae. Gene Ontology annotation, biological process: intracellular protein localization; exocytosis; Golgi to plasma membrane transport. The record is from RefSeq and is a predicted model, not a curated record. Gene Ontology annotation, cellular component: exocyst. Bases 10 to 2115 code for a protein of 701 amino acids. The transcript is spliced from 17 exons.